AAGCCUGUGAUUCUUGUUGUCAACACAAUACGGCGAACUGUGGAUUCAAGUUGCAGUCGCCCUUUCUCUUGAUAUUUUUACCAUGACGAGCCAGGCCCUUCUGCAGAAGACGAAGCGAGCUCUGAGUCUCAACUCCCCUUUGGAUAUAUUCAAGACGCUCUUAUUGUUUUAUGUCGUAUUUACUCGCGCUCUUAAGAUCCAGAGACAUUUGCGUGCAAGGGGCGUCAUUCCUACUUUGCGAGAUGGUUGGACGUGGACGGUCCAGCAAGUAUUGCUCCUAGCCAUUCGCCUGCCGUCCACUCGGAAAAAGGUUGAGACGGAACUUGGGAAAGCCAGACUACAGAUCGAGGACAGACUGGUUCCUAAGGGUGAGGCAGUCAUACGCCAUCUUGCUCUUCCGGAACAUGGCAAUUCGCCAGAAUGGAUCCUUGACGAAAUGGCCAAAAUGGACGAGGAGUCCAUGGGGCACACCGAUUGGAAGCAUGGGAAGGUAUCAGGCGCUGUAUAUCACGGUGGAGAGGACUUGCAGAAAGUCAUUGUGGCCGCUUUCGAACGUUACUGCGUCUCGAAUCCACUACAUCCAGAUGUGUUCCCUGCAGUGCGCAAGAUGGAGGCAGAAGUUGUCGCAAUGUGUUUGCGAAUAUACAAUAACCCCAAUGGUGCCGGUGCAACGACCUCCGGCGGUACAGAGUCGAUUAUCAUGUCGGUGAAAACUCAUCGCGACUGGGCAAGAGCAACGAAGGGGAUCACUGAGCCUGAGAUGGUUGUGCCGGCUUCUGCUCAUGCAGCCUUCGACAAGGGUGCUGCUUACCUCGGUAUCAAAGUCCAUACGAUUCCCGUGGACCCCGUUACGCGGCAAGUCCCCUUGAAGCGAGUCUCACGAGCCAUCAAUGUCAACACCAUCAUGAUUGUCGGUUCCGCGAUCAACUUCCCAGACGGGUGUCAAGACGACAUUGUCGCUCUUGGCAAACUAGCAAAGAAAUACAACGUCGGCCUUCACGUUGACUGUUGCUUGGGCAGCUUCAUCAUGCCUUUCCUCGAAAAGGCUGGAUACCCGGUCGAGCCAUUCGAUUUCCGUGUGGAAGGUGUCACUGCUAUUAGUUGUGAUACUCAUAAGUACGGUUUUGCACCCAAAGGCAAUUCGGUCAUCAUGUACCGAGAUGCAAGUCUUCGACAGCAUCAAUACUAUGUUAACCCCACCUGGAUGGGCGGCGUAUACGCGAGUCCAAGUAUCGCUGGUUCACGGCCCGGUGCUCUUAUCGCAGGAACAUGGGCUGCAAUGCAAUACAUGGGCUACGAUGGUUAUCUUGAAUCAUGUCGUUCAAUCGUGGGUGCAGCCAAAUCCAUUGCAUCGAAAAUCAAAGCCGAGAUUCCAGAACUCUACAUCCUUGGAAACCCGCCAGCGUCCGUCGUAGCAUUUGCAUCCCGUCAUCCUGAUGUCAAGACCUACGAAGUUGGAGAUGUGAUGAGCCACAAAGGCUGGCAUUUGAACGCCUUGAAUGACCCUCCUGCGCUGCAUAUCGCUGUUACGCGGCUGACCGUGUCGCACGUCGAUGAAUUCAUUGCGGAUCUUAAGGAUGCCGUGCGGGAGGCGAAGUUGAGGCCUUCUGGGAAGGGCACUAUGGUGACGCUUUACGGACUUGGCCAGUCAAAUGCCGUAGGUCCUACGAUGGUCGGUCAGGUAGCCACUGCGUUCUUGGAUACGCUGUACAAAGCAUGAAGCAAUGUAACUUCAUUUUUUUGUGCGCGAUACCAUGAUAUCCAUGUGGCGUUCCUUGCUCGCUAGUUCCAGCCUGCCUGUUGUUCACAAGACAGACGGCGGACGUCCGUUCUUAAUAUAGCACCACUUACCGAGUGCCAUAGGGAACUUCAUCUGCUCUAUAAUGCAUGACGCCACCAACAUGUGUUUUUCGGCUGUACAAGUUCGAUUAUGCAGCAUUGCAUGCGCCUUCGCCGCGGUCCGCUGACAACUGAAACACAGUUCAUCGCAGCGAGCAGAACUUGCUUUCCAAUCACAUUCAUUGAAAGUAUCAUGUGUCCCUCAAUAUUUCGCUGACUUUUGCUUGCAUGUUUCGUGCUGCAUGACUCCUCUGAGUGUCUGACAGGAGGAACUCCGACUCUCCUCCCUACGGUCGCCGAACCCGGCAUUCUCGAGGCGAGCCGGCGUUCUAGCUUAUUUGAGUUUUCGGAGGGUCGCUUUGGUACGAGAACGUCCUCCGGUUAUUUACCGCCGCCGGGAGGAAUAGGAUCUGCAGGAGCGAGAUCUUACCCGAUAUGGAUGUUUUUGGACCAAUAUGGAAAAGUCGGACGCCCUUGGGAGGGACCGAUCGUUUACUUACACUCACUGUACUGUACUGUACAGUUCAACUUGCAGUUCAAGUAACUUUAUCCAUCAGUUCAGUGAUUUC
Messenger RNA from Somion occarium, 2408 nucleotides. The record is from the annotation of a GenBank genome assembly. NCBI's taxonomy places the organism in Eukaryota, Fungi, Basidiomycota, Agaricomycetes, Polyporales, Cerrenaceae.